UUAACUGAUGAUGUUGCGCGAAAAAAAACUGAGUAUCAAAAGAAUUUAGAGGCUUAUAAAUUGACUAGAGCUAGAUUUGAAGAGCACUAUGUUAACCGCGGAAGAGGAGGAAGAAAAUUAGAUGACGUGCGAGAAAAGUAUCAAAAAGCUUGCCGUAAACUUCAUCUUACUCACAAUGAAUACGUACUUUUACUUGGUGCAGUGGCGGAAUGUGAGCACGAUUUAAGAAGUUGUUACCUUCCCAGUCUUCUUCGUAGGCAGCAAACUAUCCAUGAAGAGUUUAUAGUAGCUUGGAAACGGAUUCUUCAAAAUACCGUAAAGUAUUCGGACUUUACUUCGGAAAAAUUUCAAGAAAUUCAUGCACGAGUACAAACAGCUGUUGAUUCGAUAAAACCACUCGAAGAAUACAAGGAUUUUAUUGGAAAACAUCGUAAAAUUAAUGACCCGAAAAUUAGAACACGUCCGGCGUCUCCAUUACGUUUUACUUUUGAUGAAAAUCUGGUCGACGACACUUCUGGCAAGCUAUUGCCAAACAAAUUAACCGUAGACAAUCUAACGAUAGACUGGUUACGUAGUCGCUUAAAUGAGCUAGAAAAUUCGUUGAAAAGUACUCUACAAAAUCGUCAAGCUACUCAGUCAUCAAACGAAAAUACCUGUGAUCCUAGAAUGACGAUGUUAGAUUAUUCACGAGAAAGAGAAGAACUACGGUUAAGGUGCCAAGAAAAAAAAUUACAAAGACAGGUCGAAGUAAUUCGUGGAGCUUUGAACGAAUUAGGAUGCGAAGAAUUACCAUCAGGUUGUGACCUUUCAAUGGAAGGAUCAUUCGCAGAACCCCCACCGGUUAUUAAGAGAAAUACAGUUGCAGAUACUGGUAUGUUUACAUUGAGACGAAAUCAGCGAUUUCUUACUAUGAUAAAGACCCCAUUUAAAACUGUACCUGCUACGAAUAAUAAUGGUAACGGCAUUAUUCGUGCAAACAGCGUAGGAUCAUCAGUUAAGACAAUUCGACCCCGCCUACCAGUAUGUUUACAAUUGAAAGUGUGA
Cotesia congregata is the source of this 1044-nucleotide messenger RNA. Lineage: Eukaryota; Metazoa; Arthropoda; Insecta; Hymenoptera; Braconidae. The record is from the annotation of a GenBank genome assembly.